AUGAAGUCCUUCAUUGCUGCUAUCGCUCUCCCAGCGCUCGUCGCUGCCCACGGCCACGUCGACAAAGUCAUCGCUGAUGGCACAGAGUACCAGGGCUGGAACGCCGCUCUCAAGUACCAGAACCCCAUCCCCGCCACUGUCGGAUGGCAGGCGGACAACCUCGACAAUGGCUUUGUGAGCCCCGAUAGCUUCGGCAAGGUCGAUGUCGUGUGCCACAAGCAGGGCAAGAGCAACGGCGCCUCGGUGCCCGUCAAGCCCGGAAGCAAAGUGACCUUCAAAUGGGACACCUGGCCCAUCAGCCACGUCGGCCCCGUGCAAGAAUACAUCGCGCCCGUGUCCGGUGACUUCAGCACCGCCAACCCAGCCACCCUCCAGUGGACCAAGAUCGCCUCGUCGGCGUGGAAAUCCGGCUCCAACCCGGGCACCUGGGCGACGGACGACCUGAUCAAGAACAACUUCAGCUGGGACCUUACGAUCCCCAACCUCGCACCCGGCAACUACGUGCUGCGCCACGAGAUCCUCGCGCUGCACGCCGCGGGUCAGCAGAACGGCGCACAGGCGUAUCCCCAGUGCAUCAACAUUGUGGUGUCUGGCAGUGGAACUGUCAAGCCGACUGGUGGUGUCGUUGGUACUAGCUUGUACACUGCUACCGACCCCGGUAUUUUGUUCAACGUUUUCAGGAGCUUUACUAGCUAUCCUGUUCCCGGACCGGCGGUGGCCAGUUUGAAGAAGAGGGAUGAGCGCGAGCAUGCGAGGGACUUUGCUUAG
This is a messenger RNA of Parastagonospora nodorum SN15, 768 nucleotides long. RefSeq lists its product as hypothetical. The transcript has 2 exons. Bases 1 to 768 code for a protein of 255 amino acids. The record is from RefSeq and is a predicted model, not a curated record. Lineage: Eukaryota; Fungi; Ascomycota; Dothideomycetes; Pleosporales; Phaeosphaeriaceae.